Messenger RNA from Symbiodinium necroappetens, 537 nucleotides. The record is from the annotation of a GenBank genome assembly. Lineage: Eukaryota; Dinophyceae; Suessiales; Symbiodiniaceae.
AUGUUCUUCUUCAGCAUGCAGUUUCGCAAAUACAACGUCUGGCUUGGUGGCCAGCUCGAGUGGAGGUGCAGCCUCGUCGUCUGCUCAUUGCGAUAUGCUCGGCCUAGUUCUCUCAUGGAGAGGGCACUCGACAAGGUGUUGCAGAAGCAGUAUGCCUCGCCCGAGAUGGAGCAAUGGGCCACCGAUUUCUGCAAUGGCAAAGUCGAGCUCUUCCCGACGUUGUGGAACUUGAAUUUUUGUGAGAACAAGGGCCUCCACAGUGUCCAGUACAAGUUGUUCGGGGCCUUCUGCGAGCACAGCCCGUACUCGGGAAAGUACAUCGAUGGGAAGAUAUGGGGCAUCAUGCGCUACACUUCCCGCGCGGCAUUUUUCAUGGCCCUGCUGAGCCUUCUUGCAACGCUGAUCACGGCGGCGUUCCUGAUGAAGGACCACCAGACCUGCGCAAGAACGAAGAAGCCGCGGUGGGCAGUCUCUGAGGAGCUGAGCGAGGGCCAUUGCCAAAAGCUCCCAGACGCUCCAAGUGGCGAUACGGGCUAG